ACCUUUACCCCUCUCACUCAACAACGACCCAACAAACAACACCCACAUUCACAAUGGCUGUUCCCUUCACCAACAACCCAGGCCUCGCCGCCUCUUACAUGAGUCUGGACCAGGGAGGACGAGUCCAGGCCGAGUACAUCUGGAUCGACGGUGAUGGUGAGAUUCGCGGAAAGACUACUACCGUGGACAAGAAGGUGACUUCGCUCAAGGACCUGAAGGAGUGGAACUUUGACGGUUCCUCGACCAACCAGGCUCCCGGCCACGACUCCGACGUCUGGCUCCGCCCCGUUGCCUACUACAGGGACCCCAUCCGUCGUGGAGACAACAUCAUCGUUCUGUGCGAGUGCUACAACAACGAUGGCAGCCCCAACAAGUCCAACCACCGUGCCUACGCCAACACUGUCAUGGAGAAGGCCAAGGCCGAGAAGCCUUGGUUCGGUCUUGAGCAGGAGUACACCCUCUUCGACAUCGAUGACAAGCCCUACGGCUGGCCCAAGGGAGGUUUCCCCGCUCCCCAGGGACCUUACUACUGUGGUGUCGGUGCCGGCAAGGUCUUUGCCCGUGACAUCGUCGAGUGCCACUACCGAGCCUGCCUGUACGCUGGCCUGACCAUCUCUGGUAUCAAUGCCGAGGUGAUGCCCGCUCAGUGGGAGUUCCAGGUCGGACCCUGUGAGGGCAUUGCCAUGGGUGACCACUUUGUCGUAGCCCGCUACCUGCUGAUCAGGAUUGCCGAGGAGUGGGGAGUCAAGGUCUCCUUCCACCCCAAGGCCGUGCCAGGAGACUGGAACGGAGCUGGAUGCCACACCAACUACUCUACCGAGUCGAUGCGAAAGGAGGGUGGUAUGAAGGCCAUCGAGGCUGCCAUUGAGAAGCUGAGCAAGAAGCACGCCGAGCACAUCAAGGUCUACGGAGAGGACAAUGACCUCCGACUUACCGGUCGUCACGAGACUGGCCACAUUGGCAAGUUCUCCUCUGGUGUUGCCAACCGUGGUGCCUCGAUUCGUAUCCCACGACACGUGGCUGCUCAGGGCUACGGUUACCUCGAGGACAGGCGACCCGCCUCGAAUAUCGACCCUUACCUGGUCACCGGCAUCAUCGUCGACACCACCAUCGUCUCCGAGGACUAAAGUGGGGGGGAGCGCAAGGGAGGGCAGUGGGAACUUGUCGCGGUGUGAGAAGGUAGUGGAGGGAGGAAGGGUGCAGUGCGGGGAAGAGCGGAAGUGGAAAGCGGGAGCGGGAAGAGCCAAGCUGCCUUUCGGGUCUCACUCUCCAGCGGCAGCUUAGAACAGGACCUUUCCGAGCAGCAGCAGCAGCAGCGCUGGCGGGUCUUUCUCCUCCUACUUGCCUCUCUCUCUCUCCCUCUUCGUCUCGCACUCUGUCUCCUUGCUUCUCACUUUCACUUGUCUUGACGCGCAUGACCCCGCCCAGUCCGGUUCAAUGGAUGGAAGAAUUUCUCGGU
This is a messenger RNA of Microstroma glucosiphilum, 1459 nucleotides long. Its product is annotated as putative GLN1-glutamate--ammonia ligase. Bases 54 to 1127 code for a protein of 357 amino acids. The transcript is spliced from 6 exons. Gene Ontology annotation, molecular function: glutamine synthetase activity. NCBI's taxonomy places the organism in Eukaryota, Fungi, Basidiomycota, Exobasidiomycetes, Microstromatales, Microstromataceae. The record is from RefSeq and is a predicted model, not a curated record. Gene Ontology annotation, cellular component: cytoplasm.